AUGGUGGAUACGGAUUAUAAGAAGACGCGUAAAUUUGAAGGAGGGUUACGGAGUGCCAUCCUAGACAAAGUCAACAUGUUAAAGUUACCUACCUAUGUCGAUGUGUUGGAGAGGACUGUUAUAGCAGAGGGAAACUUUACUGCUCAGAGUCAGAUUUCUGAAUGGAAAGGAAAGAGGCAGAAUAAUCAAUUAUCGAGGGGGUCAACUGCUCCCGCUAGCAAGAAACAAAACUCAGGGACUACAAGUGUUUCCAUCCUUACACCAGACUCAAUCCCUGUUUGUUCAGAAUAUGGAAAAAGGCAUCAGGGAACAUGCUAUCAGAAAUCUGGAGCCUGCUUUAGGUGUGGCAAAACGGGUCAUUUGAUAAGGGAUUGCCCUCAAGGGAAUCAACAAAAUAGUAAUAGGGCUGCCACAAGUUCAGCGGGAGAUGUGCGAAAUGCCGCAACAGUGGUGUCAGGUACAUUUAUUGUUCACGAUUAUUCUGCUCAUGUAUUGUUUGAUUCUGGCUCUACCCAUUCCUUUGUGUCAAAACUGUUUGCUCCCAAAUUAGAUAAAUCUGAAGAAGUAUUAUCUUAUAUGUUAGGUGGGUCCUCACCCUUGGGGGAUUCUAUGAUCUGUGCUUCUGUAUAUUUUGCUUGUGAACUCCAACUUGGGGACAUCAGGGUAUAUGCGAAUCUGUUACCUUUUAACAUGACCUAUUUUGAUAUUAUUUUGGGAAUGGACUGGUUGAGUGAAUAUGGUGCCACUAUAGAUUGUUUAACUAAACAAAUCAAUUUUCACCCUCCGGGACAAUCAGAGUCUACCUUUCAGGGACAGGGGGUGGCUUUUCCACCUUAUUUGGUUUCUGCGGCAAAGGCUUGUAAACUAAUUCAGAAAGGGUGCCAAGGGUAUUUAUGCAGUAUUUUGGAAGGGCAGUUAAUGGGCGGAAGUACCGACAUGAUUCCAGUUGUCUGUGAGUUUCUGAAUGUUUUUCCGGAAGAACUACCGGGGGAGUUAGUGGACCGUGAAAUUGAAUUUACCAUUGAAGUGAUACCGGGAACCCAACCUAUUUCUAAGACCCAUAUAGAAUGUCACUAG
This is a messenger RNA of Camellia sinensis, 1077 nucleotides long. Lineage: Eukaryota; Viridiplantae; Streptophyta; Magnoliopsida; Ericales; Theaceae. The record is from RefSeq and is a predicted model, not a curated record.